Messenger RNA from Chenopodium quinoa (quinoa), 2022 nucleotides. Its product is annotated as retinol dehydrogenase 11-like. Bases 372 to 1547 code for a protein of 391 amino acids. The transcript is spliced from 9 exons. Lineage: Eukaryota; Viridiplantae; Streptophyta; Magnoliopsida; Caryophyllales; Amaranthaceae. The record is from RefSeq and is a predicted model, not a curated record.
AGUAGUUGUGGGUUUGGGUGGAGAUCAUGAUAGGAGAAAUAUAAUAUUUUAAUGUAACUUUUUGCCAAAAAAAGAAGUGUAAUAUUUAAAAAAAUACGGCCGGAAAUGAAAAGUGUAAUACUUCAAAAAAAACGCGGAUGGAGUAUGAAGUUAUUGAUUUUUACUGAACUAGUAAAACUUUUUUUUUUUUUUUUAAAUGGGUAAAAAACUAAAAAUCGACAGACUGUACUCCAGUGUUCCUCACCUGCUUGGUCCGCAACCACUCUCAACUAAGAUUCCACGUUGGCGCUGCCUCGCUGCAUUCCUCUCUCUCCCUCCUCCAUUGAAGCGCACUUGAAUUCUCCAUUGAAGCAGCUUCUCAGGACAGAAAUAUGAAAUUGGAAAGUUCUUCUGACGGGCCUGAGAAUGCAGAGAAGCAACAACUGAAGAAUGGUAAAAAUGAUAAUGCUGGAAAUGGAAAAGUGAAGAAGGGAUUAGGAUGGAUAGAAUGGUUUAAAGGGUGGUAUGAUGUGAUUUUUGAGAUGCUAUUUCAGCGUAUUUCUGCUAGUCAUCUUCAAAAUCCUAUGCCUUUGCCUCCCAUUGAAAAUCUUACUUGCAUUGUUACUGGAUCCACCAGUGGCAUCGGUCGGGAAAUUGCCAGGCAACUGGCAGAGGCUGGUGCACAUGUCGUCAUGGCUGUAAGGAAUCCUAAAGCUGCGCAUGAGCUGAUCCAAAAAUGGCAAAUUGAUUGGUCUGGGAAAGGCCUUCCUUUAAAUAUUGAGGUUAUGGAACUUGAUUUGCUGUCUUUGGACUCUGUUGCACAAUUUGCAGAAUCAUGGAAUGCACGAUCAGGACCUUUACAUGUACUAAUAAACAAUGCUGGAAUAUUCUCCAUUGGAGAGCCACAAAAAUUUUCAAAGGAUGGUAAUGAAGAACACAUGCAAGUGAAUCACUUGGCCCCAGCAAUGCUAUCGGUGUUGCUUUUGCCUUCCCUUAUUAGAGGCUCUCCAAGUCGCAUAAUCAAUGUGAAUUCCGUGAUGCAUUCUGUUGGUUUUGUUGACCCUGAAGAUUUGAAUGUUGUUACCGGAAAGAGAAAAUUUACAAGUUUGGUGGGAUACUCAAGCAGCAAACUUGCUCAGAUCAUGUUUAGCAGUAUCUUUCAGAAACGGUUACCAGCAGAAUCUGGCAUUAAUGUUGUUUGUGUCUCGCCAGGCAUUGUUCAUACCAAUGUUGCAAGAGAUCUUUCCAAAAUUGUUCAAGCUGCUUACCAUCUGAUACCGUACUUCAUUUUUAGUCCCGAAGAAGGUUCUAGAAGUACCCUUUUUGCUGCAACUGAUCCUCAGAUUCCAGAAUACUGUGAGCUGUUAAAGGCAGAUGAAUGGCCUACUUGUGCUUUCAUUUCCCAGGAUUGUCGCCCUUCAAAUCCUUCAGAAGAAGCACACAACAUUGGAACUUCAACCAGGGUUUGGGAGAAGAGUCUAGAGAUGAUUGGUCUUCCUUCAGAUGCUGUUGAGAAGCUGAUAGAAGGGGAGGAAGUCACAUGUCGCUAUGGUCAUCAACAGGAGUAGGUUUUUUCCUGCAAAAACAAAUCGAAAGGACAGCUUGGUCUUAGUAUUGGUAUUGGUACUUAUAUACUUGUGGCCUUAUGAGCAUAGCUGAUCAACACGGCAUUGUGUUAUGAGCAGAGAUGAGGUUUUGUCGUCUUGUCAGUAUUGGGUAAUGAAAGUGAAUUUUAACACUUAAUACAAUAUUAUCAGUCAGAAGAUUGUAUUGUAAAAAGUCAAGGAUCAGCCUAUAAUGUGAUGGAAGUUGAGUGAGCUUCAAGUUGUGUAUCCUUUGCAAUUCACUUUUUAAGGGGCAUCAUGAAGUCACUUCUUCAUGACUAAUAAUUUUUUUGCUGUCAAAUACAGGUGAUUAAUGGAAAAUGUUUUGCUGAUUGUAACUUAUAAGGAUCCCUGGUCCUCACAUUGUAAUUGGCUAGUUGUGAUUUGUGAAUAUACUACGUAUAUAUUAAUGAUUCCUAGUUUUAUGGUUUUUGAUUUA